AUGCCUGUCCUCUCACGCUUGGUGUCAAUUGUUCUCCGCAUAGCCCAGGUCGUCUUUGGUGCUGUUGUUGCCGGCAUCGUCGGUUGGUUCCUUCACACGUUUGAUAACACUGAUGUCUGGCCCAAGCCCCGAUGGAUCUACACCGAAGUGAUUGCUGCAAUAUCUAUAUUGUUCGGCCUAGUAUGGCUAAUCCCAUUCUCGUCGGGAUUCUUUACAUGGCCAUUGGAUUUGCUUAUUUCCUUUGCCUGGUUCGCUGCCUUCGGAAUACAAGUCGAUGCCAACAGACGACUGGGCUGCGGUAGCAUCUGGCAUUGGGGCUCGAUAACGGACAACACGUGGUGUGGCCGGUGGAAAGCCUCACAGGCAUUCAGUUUCCUUUCAGCUAUUGUCUGGAUUGCCUCUGCGCUUGUGGGCAUCUGGUUUACAUUCCGCGUCAGGAGACAUGCAACUGACCGAAUUGGUGGUCGAUAUCGUGUUUAA
Aspergillus puulaauensis is the source of this 480-nucleotide messenger RNA. Its product is annotated as MARVEL domain-containing protein. Gene Ontology annotation, cellular component: membrane. The record is from RefSeq and is a predicted model, not a curated record. The coding region runs from base 1 to 480 and encodes 159 amino acids. The transcript has 5 exons. Lineage: Eukaryota; Fungi; Ascomycota; Eurotiomycetes; Eurotiales; Aspergillaceae.